GCUGCGCAUGCGUAAAUAAACGUGGCGGGCCGUAGGUGUCAUGGCGCGCUCCAUGUAUAGUCUGUGCAGCUUCCGGAGAGUGGCGGCUUGAUUCUCUCACUUUGGACUGGUUUUAACUUCCCAGCUUCUGGACUCAUCUUUCAAGAGGACUUUAGACUAAUUGCAGAUAAAUAAGAGAAUAUGCCUUCUGCAUCCUGUGAUAUGCUGCUGGAGGACAUUGAAGAUAUCGUGUCUCAGGAAGAUUCAAAACCACAAGAUAGGCAUUUUGUAAGAAGGGAUGUUGUCCCAAAGGCACGAAAGCGAAAUACCCAAAAAUAUUUGCAAGAGGAAGACAGUCCACCAAGUGACAGCACUAUUCCAGGCAUACAGAAAAUUUGGAUACGGACAUGGGGCUGUUCUCAUAAUAAUUCAGAUGGAGAAUAUAUGGCUGGACAGCUAGCUGCUUAUGGUUAUAAAAUUACAGAAAAUGCAUCAGAUGCAGAUUUAUGGCUCCUGAACAGUUGCACUGUAAAAAACCCGGCUGAAGACCACUUUAGAAACUCAAUUAAAAAAGCUCAAGAGGAGAACAAGAAAAUAGUACUGGCUGGAUGUGUUCCUCAAGCCCAGCCUCGCCAGGACUACCUCAAAGGACUGAGUAUCAUUGGGGUUCAACAGAUAGAUCGUGUGGUAGAAGUUGUAGAGGAAACAAUUAAAGGUCACUCUGUGAGACUGCUGGGUCAGAAGAAGGAUAAUGGAAAGCGGCUGGGGGGAGCACGAUUGGAUUUGCCAAAGAUUAGGAAGAAUCCACUGAUUGAAAUCAUUUCCAUCAAUACUGGGUGUCUCAAUGCUUGUACCUACUGCAAAACUAAACAUGCCAGAGGAAAUUUGGCCAGUUACCUGAUUGAUGAGCUAGUAGAUAGAGCCAAACAAUCUUUUCAAGAGGGUGUUUGUGAGAUAUGGUUGACCAGUGAAGACACGGGGGCUUAUGGCAGAGAUAUUGGCACCAAUCUCCCCACACUCCUUUGGAAACUGGUUGAAGUGAUUCCUGAGGGAGCAAUGCUGAGGCUUGGCAUGACAAAUCCACCCUAUAUUUUAGAGCAUCUGGAGGAAAUGGCGAAAAUCCUUAAUCACCCCAGAGUCUAUGCAUUUCUGCACAUACCAGUCCAGUCUGCCUCCGACAGCGUACUCAUGGAAAUGAAAAGAGAAUACUGUGUGGCUGACUUCAAAAGAGUCGUGGAUUUUCUGAAAGAGAAAGUUCCUGGAAUAACUAUUGCUACAGAUAUUAUCUGUGGUUUUCCUGGAGAAACAGAUCAGGAUUUUCAAGAAACAGUGAAACUUGUUGAAGAGUACAAAUUUCCAAGCCUCUUUAUUAACCAAUUUUACCCACGACCAGGAACUCCUGCUGCAAAAAUAGAACAAGUUCCAGCACAAGUGAAAAAGCAAAGGACAAAAGAUCUUUCUCGAGUGUUUCAUUCUUACAGUCCAUAUGAUCACAAGAUUGGUGAAAGACAGCAAGUGUUAGUAACAGAAGAAUCUUUUGAUUCCAAGUUUUAUGUUGCACACAAUCGAUUCUAUGAGCAGGUUUUAGUGCCAAAGAACCCUGCAUUCAUGGGGAAAAUGGUUGAAGUGGACAUCUAUGAAUCAGGCAAACAUUUUAUGAAAGGGCGGCCAGUGUCAGAUGCCAGAGUGUACACGCCUUCCAUCAGCAAACCGCUUGCAAAGGGAGAAGUCUCGGGUUUGACGAAGGAUUUCAGGAACGGGCUUGGGAACCACGUGAGUCCAGGAUCCCACACCCCUGCUGCCUCUCAGCCCGGCUCGGCGAGUUCCGGAAUGGUGCUGCGCAGGCCGAGGCUACAGCAAGACUGUGCGCCCAGGACGGCCGUGGGUCUGGCUCUGCUGGCUCUUCUUUUGGCUUUUUUUGUCAAGGUCUAUAAUUAGAAUACAACUAAAUGAAGCAUCUGUAAAGAAGAAUACGUUUCUAAAUAAAAUCUUCAAUGAACAGGAAA
Messenger RNA from Saimiri boliviensis boliviensis (Bolivian squirrel monkey), 1985 nucleotides. It is a transcript of the gene CDKAL1, whose product is annotated as CDKAL1 threonylcarbamoyladenosine tRNA methylthiotransferase. Gene Ontology annotation, biological process: tRNA methylthiolation. Gene Ontology annotation, cellular component: endoplasmic reticulum. The record is from RefSeq and is a predicted model, not a curated record. NCBI's taxonomy places the organism in Eukaryota, Metazoa, Chordata, Mammalia, Primates, Cebidae. Gene Ontology annotation, molecular function: tRNA (N(6)-L-threonylcarbamoyladenosine(37)-C(2))-methylthiotransferase activity; 4 iron, 4 sulfur cluster binding.